CCUUGCCGGGUAGCCUGUUAUGUAGUGGACAGCACACAUAUUUCUGGCUGUGCCACUCAAUGCAAUUGUAAGAUGUGUGAACUUCGGUAUUGUUCAAAAUAGAAGUAUCACUGUUGCCUUAUCUCGUCCAGAGACCCCUAGAUCAGACAGUCUUUGUUUUUUGUUCAACAUCUAGAUUUCGUCGGAUGGUAAAAUGGAUCGCGCCCUCCUGGUUUUAUAUGGAAGCCAGACUGGGACAGCCCAGGACACGGCGGAGCGAAUAGGACGGCAAGCCCAGAGAAGGCGGAUGAAAGUCCGAGUUGAGGCCCUUGACAGUUACAAUGUGGUUGGCUUGAUUUCUGAAUCUUUGGUGGUGUUUGUGUGUUCGACCACCGGUCAAGGUGACCCUCCAGACAACAUGAAGAACUUCUGGAGGUUUCUCUUCAGGAAGUCUUUGCCUGUUGGUUCUUUGUGUCGCCUAGACUGUGCAGUGUUGGGUCUCGGAGACUCCUCUUAUCCUAAGUUCAACUUUGUUGCCAAAAAACUCUUAAAGCGUAUGUCACAGCUUGGUGCCAAUGCUCUGUUGCCAGUGGGACUAGCAGAUGACCAGCAUGACUUGGGGGCAGAUGCAGUGAUUGAUCCUUGGCUCAAAGCAUUCUGGGAAAAAGCACUGGCUCUGUAUCCCCUCCCAGCAGGACAGAGCCUUAUUAAAGAUGCGGAACCACUUCCACCACGCUAUGCAUUCCAUUUCCUGGACACCAUCACGGAUGAGUCGAACUGUCGCUUGAAUGCACAGGUGGACUCUGGGCCUCCCUCCUCCACUCACCCAUUCCCAGCCAGGGUGGUGUUCAAUCACAGGGUCACAAGCCCCUCCCACUUCCAGGACGUGAGGCACAUAGAAUUUGACAUUAGCGGCUCAAACAUUCAGUUCAGUGCUGGGGAUGUGGUGAUGAUGCGGCCCUGUAAUGCCCCAGAGGAUGUGGACGAGUUCUGCCAGCUGCUACGUCUGGACCCUCAGAGCCAGUUCACUCUGCAGCCCACAGACACCAGCACAGCAGUGCCCAGCCGACUGCCCCAGCCCUGCUCCGUACGGCAUCUGGUGGAGCACUUCCUGGACAUCGCCGCCGUACCUCGCCGCUCCUUCUUCGAGCUGCUCGCCACCUUCGCCACCAACGAGCUGGAGAGGGAGAAGCUGGCCGAGUUCAGCUCGGCGCAGGGACAGGACGAGCUGCACGCCUACUGCAACCGGCCUCGCCGCACAGCACUGGAGGUGUUAGCGGACUUUCCCCAUACAACGGCAGAGCUGAAGGUGGAUCACCUGCUGGAUCUGUUCCCUGAGAUUCAGCCACGGUCCUUCUCCAUAGCCUCAUCCCUACUGGCCCAUCCCAACAGAGCCCAGAUCCUGUUGGCAGUGGUGCGCUACAGAACCAUAAUGCAGAAACCACGCAGGGGGCUGUGCUCCUCCUGGCUGGCCUCUCUGGACCCAUCUCAAGGUGAUGUGUAUGUGCCGUUGUGGGUUAAGAAGGGAAGCAUGAAAUUCCCGAGGGAUCCUGACACUCCUGUGAUCAUGGUGGGCCCAGGAACUGGAGUGGCACCGUUCAGAUCAGCACUUCAGGAGAGGAUCAGUCAGGGAAGAACAGCCAAUGUGCUUUUCUUUGGCUGCCGCUCCGAGUCGAAGGACUUCUACUGCCACUCUGAGUGGGAGGAGAUGGUGAGGGCUGGACAGCUCAUCCUGUCUACAGCAUUCUCCAGGGACCAGGAAGACAAAAUCUAUGUACAACACCGAGUAAGGGAACAAGCAAAGCUCCUAUGGGACCUCAUAGCUAACAAAAAUGCAUGUUUCUACAUAGCAGGCAAUGCCAAGCAGAUGCCAACAGGAGUGUGUGAUGCCUUGAAGGAGGUGUUUCAGGCAGAGGGGGGCGUGUCUGACUCUGAGGCUCAGGAAAUGCUGGAUGUCCUGGAGAAGUCCGGGCGCUUCCAGAGUGAAACAUGGUCUUAAGGGAUCCCCCUCCGGCACCCCAAGCCUUUUCCAAAUGAGCCGGGUUUAUUUUGAGAACUCCAUUUAUCAAGCGGUGACCCCCUUACUGAAACUGUCAUGAAGCCAUCAGUCCUUAAAAUAUUCUCUGCCAAGACCACAGAGCCUAUUAGGUAUAACAGAAAUCUGAGCCACUAAACCACCAAAACCUUUACUACCUGUUCCUGUGGUGUAGAUUAACCACAAAGCCCAUUCUAUGAAUUCUUGUAUUGUAUAUGGCCUUAAUGAUGCAUACUGUAAUACUUGGUAUCUUGGCAAAUUGAAGUUCAACAAACCAACAAACAUAUAUUCCUUCCAGACAGUCACAAGGACUUACAUGUGGUGCUUAAUUGCAGUCAAUUGUAAUAUUCUGUAAAUACUGAGAAAUUAUCAUACCUUUAUUAUAGCCCAAUGGCUUUUUAUGAAUGACUCUCUACAGACUUAAACUUAUUGUAACCGAGUCUUCAACUGAUAAAGAUUAUAAUCGAAUAAAUUAACUGCUGCUUUGGAAAACAUACACUAGAUUUCAUUAUGCAACACUUUCAUGUUCAGGUCAACAAACUGUAUGUUCAGAGAAAACAAACAACUUCAGUAUUUCUUCAAAGAUGUAUAUUUUACACAUUCACACACUUUCAGAACGCACACACACAAACAUCACAAAAUAUAAAUAUGUUACAGCAUUUCAUGUCAUCCCUCUCCUGUCCUUGCGCAGACAAAAGUGUACUGACGCCAAAUGUCACUGCAUCCUCUUUCUCACUGAAUAGCAAAAGACUGAUUGGAAGAGUUCACUUGCCUGUAGUUUGAUUGGAUUAUCUGUCUUUCUGAAUAAAAAUAGCUUUAAAAACGUGCA
Sardina pilchardus (European sardine) is the source of this 2843-nucleotide messenger RNA. RefSeq names its product NADPH dependent diflavin oxidoreductase 1 (gene ndor1). Gene Ontology annotation, cellular component: cytosol. The record is from RefSeq and is a predicted model, not a curated record. Lineage: Eukaryota; Metazoa; Chordata; Actinopteri; Clupeiformes; Clupeidae. The transcript is spliced from 15 exons. Bases 194 to 1978 code for a protein of 594 amino acids. Gene Ontology annotation, molecular function: flavin adenine dinucleotide binding; NADPH-hemoprotein reductase activity; FMN binding.